Molecule: messenger RNA, 5162 nt
Organism: Klebsormidium nitens
Lineage: Eukaryota; Viridiplantae; Streptophyta; Klebsormidiophyceae; Klebsormidiales; Klebsormidiaceae
Source: the annotation of a GenBank genome assembly
CCUCUCGUGAAAAUCUAGAGCGCCUGAAAUUUGAAUUUUUGAUGGUCCCAUGGCAAGCUCAAUGGCAAUGCGGCGUACAAAGCCUAGAAGGAGCACAGAAUGGGGGCUGCAAUGCUCUUGUUACAGUAUGAUCUGUGGAAGAGCUUUCUAAGUCCGUUUCUCAUGCCAAAGGCAGACAAUUUCGACCGGCCCCCAAUUUCGCUCUGUCCAUUUUAAGUGUUGCGCUCAAACAGCCACGCAACGCAAUUGCAGUAGCAUUCCACCUUAGGAUGGAAAUCUUUGUCAACACAGGUGCAAUGUUUUUGCCAUUCAUGAUGAAACCAUAAAGGCGCAUUUGCACGCUGGCCGUAUCGUAGACGAAGUAAUGUGCAGAAUGUGCUGCAGCUAGCAAUUGCGUCUCAGGGGAGCUUCCCCAACCUUUUGGAAACCCCAGCAAACAUGUCCCAUUCAAACUCAACAAACUACGCCGUGCCUAAGGGCACUCUGCGGGUGAAUGUGCCACCCCCAGCGCCGAUAGGCCGCUCCGCAAGCUCCGGAUACAUCGGCCAGCAUUGGGACCGAGGAAAUGGGGGAGAUGACCCCAACGACGCAAGGCCCCCCCACGGGGUCCAUAUGCGCAGGCACACCGUCAGCAAUCUUUCCCCAGGUAUGCAGAGCCCCUCAGAGGCGAGGAGUCCUGCGAGCACCCAUUCCGCGAGCCCUGGGAGGAGCAGCGUUGGGAGCCCCUCGACGGGGAGGGUUUCUGCGAGGAGAAUGUACACCGCUGCAUUUGUGGAGGCGGUACAGCGGGUCAGGGAGAAGCUGAGCAAGACAAAGGAGGAGUGGGUGGAGCUGAAACAAGAGGCGAGCGAUCUACAGGAAUAUAGCAAUGCCAAGAUCACAAGGGUGCGCAAGUACCUGGUCGUGCUGCAGGAUAAGACGCGGAAGCUGGAUGCGAGUGUCCGGGAUGCUGACGCGCGCCUGGUGCCGCUCAAGAAAGAGAAGCGGAAGCUGUUCAACGAUCUUAUGUCGCUCAAAGGAAACGUCCGCGUUUUUGCCCGAGUGCGACCCCAGUUCGAGGACGAAGGCCUCAUGUCCUGCAGCUUUCCCGACGAGAACACGGUCCGCGUGUCUGCGACCAACGUGGGGGGAUCCCAAAUCCCAAAGCGGGACUACGAGUUUGACCGCGUGUUUGGGCCCCACGUGGACCAGACGGAGUUGUUUGAGGAGGUGCAGCCGGUCGUGCAGUCGGUGUUUGACGGGUACAACGCGUGCGUGCUGGCGUACGGACAGACGGGGGCAGGGAAGACCUACACUAUGGAGGGCACCCCUCACAACCGAGGCCUCUUCCACCGAGCAUUCGAGGAGCUCUUUCAUCUGUCCAACGAAACCACGGCAGUGACGUCCAAGUACAUUUUCAGUGUCUCCAUACUUGAAAUGUACAACGAACAGAUCAAGGACCUCCUCGCGCGGCGACGCCCCUCGACCGCGGACUACUCGCCCUCGACCGAGAAGCACGAGAUCCGGGUCGAGAAUGAUGGCUCGGUCACCGUGACCGACGUGGUUGAGGAGGUCGUGCCUGCGCCAGGGGAUUUUGCAAACAUCCUACGCAGCGCUAACAAGGCGCGCUUGGCUGGGUUCGGGAGGACGGGCGACCGGAGCAGCAAGUCGCAUCUGAUCGUGAUGGUCCACGUGGCGUACCAAGACAUCUUCACUGGCGAGAAGCACACGAGCAAGCUGGUGAUGGUCGACAUGGCGGGGAGCGAGCGGCUGAGCAAGAGCGAAGCGAGCGGCGACCGCCUCACUGAGAGCCUGCACAUCAACCGGUCGCUCUCCGCGGUCGGGGACGUGGUCUCGGCGCUCACGGCGCAGAAGCGGCAGAUCCCGUACGCCAACUCGAAGCUGACGCACCUCAUGGCGGAUUGCCUAGGUGGAGAGGCCAAGGCGCUGCUGCUGGUGAACGUCGGUCCAGGGGCGGCCGAUGUGCAGGAGACGACCAACUCGCUGAGCUUCGCCGCGCGGGCGCGCAAUGUGGAACUCACACUCGGGAACAAGGAGAACACUAAGAAGUGGCGGGACAUGGCGAGCGAGGCGAAGCGUGAGCUUUAUCAGAAGGAAACCCAGAUCGAGGAGCUCCAGCGGGAGUUGCUGGAGCUGCGGCGGAGCGAUGGGGGCGCCGAGAGCCAAGCGGAGCUGCAACAGGCGCAGGAGGACCUGCGGGCGAGGGACGAGGAGCUGGAACAAAUGCGGGCGGAGCUGGACCGGCUCUCCCAGCAGAAGGAGUACCUAGAGAGCGACCACGCCCGGCUGUUCGAGCAGAAGCGGGAACAAGAAGCGGCGCACGAGCGCAUCGCGGAGCAGAAGCGGCAACUAGAGGAGGACCACCGGCGGGCCGAGGAGCGGCAACGGGAGCUAGAGCGCGCUCAUACGCAGAUGGCUGCCCAGGCACGGGAGCUGGAGACGGCGUAUGAGCACAUCGCCGCACAGAAGCGGGAGGUCGAGGAGGACCACCGCAACGAGCUGGCGGCCAUGAGUGAGGGCCACGCGGCGCGGCUCGCGCAGGAGAAGGCAGUGCGGGAGCGCAAGGUCGUGCUGCUGCAGCAACAAGUCACCCAGCUGGAGGCGCAACUAGCGGAGGCCACCACGUGCCUCGCCAUGGCCUCCCUACACGGCCCCCCCAAAAAGACCGUCGAACCACCCCCCCCGGACGACCUCGUCAAGUCCAAGCUCGACGAAGAGCUCGCGAAGCGGGACGAGCUCAUCGAACGGCUUCACCAAGAGAACGAGCGUCUCUUUGAGCGCUUAACGGCAGCAGAGGCCGAGUCGCAAGCCAAGCAGGAGGACGGCGACUGGCUAAGCGAGGCAAAAGACGAAGUCCCAAAGACGGGCCGGCCGUCUUAUCGACCGUCGUCGAUCGAGCUCCGGCGGAUCAUCGAGGGGUCGGACACGAAGUUCGAAGAGGUCGGUAACGGUGUCGGCAGCGGCAGCGGUAACGAUCGGCAGGCGGCGGUGGCGUCGUCGUCGGGGCGGCCGUUGACGCCGUCGGCGAGCGCGAAGAGUUUGCCGGCGCCGAAGAGCACGAUAAAGACGACGCCAGCUGGCGAGUACUUGUGCGUCCAGCUGGACUCGUUCGACGUGGAUGCGUUUGGGACGGAGGGGGAGCGGGCGGACGGUGUGAAUAAGCUGCUGAUGCUGGUGCUGGCGGCCGUCAUCAAGGCGGGGAGUGCACGGGAACACGAAAUGCUCGCAGAGCUGCGAGCGUCAACUUUUGCGUUCCUCGAACGGGUCGCCUCCCUCCCGGGCGUCGACACGGUUCUCGUUGCGCGCGUCCGCAUCCUCUACAUCCGGAGCCUCAUCCAGCAGUCCCCCGAGUUGAAAGACGCGGCUGCGGCGCCCCUCGAGCGCUUCCUCGCUGUCCCCGACUUCUCGGCCGCCGACGCGGGAACGCCGGACACUCCCACUGGGGCGCUCGUUCCGACGGAGGGCUUCCGAAUCGACGUCCAUGUGCGGCCGGUGCUCAAGAAGAAGAAGAGCUUCGGCUUCAACAGAGAGAAGAAGGUGGAGGCGGAGGGGGGACAUCUCGCGGAGGGCAAGGCGGAGCAGGUCAAGCAGGACGCACGCAUCUACGCGACCGGAAACAAGGCAAUGGCGGCCCUGUUUGCGCACACGCUCGCGGGCGAGCUCACGUCCCGCCUGCGCAGCUGGAUCGCGGACCACUUCGAGUUCCUGAAUAUCACCGGGUUCAACGGGCAGCCGUCCGAAACGGACGUCCUGACGGCGGCCAUCAUGGAGGGCUGGAUGGCGGGCCUGGGCGUGACGGUGCUGGGGAGUUCGGACGCGCUCGGACAGCUGCUGAGCGACUACGCGCUCAAGGUGUACGAGGCGCAACUAGAGCACCUGGAGGACCUGGCGGGGACGCUUGCGUCCGAGGAGGCGGAGGACCUGCCCGCAAUCGCGCGCCUGCGUGCGGGGCUCGAGACCAUCGAGCACCGCCGGCAACGCAUCCGGCACCAGAUCGCGGGGGAUCCCUCGCUCCUCCCCCCGGCCCACGCGACCCUCGCGCUGCGCCGGCUCGACGAGGUCUCCGCGGAACAGACGCGCAUCGACUCGCUCGCGCUGCUGGAGGAGCUCUUGAUCGGGCUCGAGGCGGUGGUCACGGAAGCGCUGCAGUCCCCCGGGGCGAACCACCGGGCACUGAGCGCGAAGCUGGAGACGCUGGUGUUGCAGUCGGGGGCCCUCGCCCCGGCCGACCGCGCGGUCGUGGACGAGUGCAUCGAGGCGGCGCGGGAGGAGCUCCCGGACGCGGCGCCCGACCCCCCCCCGGAGGUCUCGUCGUCCGAGGGGAGCACCGCGAACAACGCAGAUGUCACUCCCGCCGGGGGGGAGGAUCCGCAGCCGACCCGGGGGGGGGACGGGAUGCAGGCGAUCCAGUGGAGCGUCGUCCAGUUUAGCAACGGGGUGACGGAGCCGGUGGUCGUGAAGUGUGGCGCGAACGACAAGCUGGAUUUGGCGGUGCAGAGCGGGAACGGGAAAGUGGCGGUGUUACCGGUCCCCGGCGUUUUGGGGGGGAUGGAUAUGGACCAGAUUAAGCACACCCUGGGGCACGUGCCCCCGGACCUGGUCCAGCUGGCGAUGGCGCGGACGCCGGACGGGACGCGCGCGCGCUACACGCGGCUGUAUAAAACGUUGGCUGCUCGAGUUCCGAAACUACGAGCCGCUAUGGGAGCCGAGUUGGAAGACUUCGCCCCAAAUAAAGGGGCCGGUAAAACGGGUUCAUAACAAAAGCCGCAUCUGUGCCCGGCUUUUCCGAAUUGGAAAGCCGGCUUUGAUUGAGUGCGCAACUUGCUUGUAUUGGGUUAUUAGUUUUGACUAUAGGUGCUGGUAGAUAGGCAGUCAAUGCUGACGAAGAAUAGAAGCUCCUGUUAGAUUCUGGUUGCCUGGACAAGGCAUAAGUAGCAAUAUCUGUGCUGGACGGAGAGAACCGUACGAAGCUCAAUGUCAGCGCGACCUUACAUUGGUAAGUGAUGCAGUCAAAUACGUAAUUGAUCAGACUUGAGUGGAAGUCGUUCCUAAAGAAACUUGAGUUGGGUGCCUCUGAAACGGCAUGGCGUGUGUGCCAGUGUAGAUUUUGGCCUUGAUGUGUUGGAAGUUCCAGCACCCUCCGCGGCAUGGAAUCAUUGCUG